GACUGACAAGCGCUGGCUAAAUUGGCUAAAAUCACAACAACAAAAACACCUGAACACGGGGUUUAAAAUUUCCCAAGUCACCGAUUUCUCGUCAGCCGCCUUUGAAUUCGUCCACAGUCGGUCGACUCGACUCGUGCAGUUCUUAAAAGUUCAAGUUUCUCGUUGUAGAGAAAGUCCUCUUACCUUCUAAAAUGACCGACCCGGCCGCCGGCUACAGGCUGAGCAACGUCCUGCUCGGACACACCGGCGACGUGCGAGGCGUCGCCGUCACCCUAGACGGAAGUCUGCUGUCCGCCUCCAGGGACAAAACGGCCAAAUUGUGGACGCUCGACAGCUUCCACCCGAUGGCUGCGAGAACCUACAAGGGCCACACCAACUAUGUAUCCUGUGUUUGUGCAAUGCCCCCGAACGAGGCUUACCCUGAAGGACUGGUCUUGAGUGGCAGCAACGAUCACACAAUUUGUGCCUUCCACCCAGUGACAGAAGACUUGCUUUUCAAAUUGGAGGGACACACUAAUGUUGUUUGCUGCAUGAACGUCACUAGCGACGGUCGUCUGAUAAGUGCUUCCUGGGACAGCACUGCCAGAGUGUGGACUGGUCAGACAGAGAGCCUCAAACUGGAGGGCCACACUGCCUCUGUGUGGAGCGUAAUUGAACUGCCGGACAGCAAACUGUUAGUGACCGCCUCUGCGGACAAAUCCAUCAAGGUCUGGGAAGGAUCCACGUGCCAGCAAACGUUGAAUGGUCACGAAGACUGCGUUAGAGGCCUAGCAGGUGUUUCACCCAAUGAGUUCCUGUCCUGUGCAAAUGACGCCACGGUCCGCAUGUGGACGGUCAAUGGUGAUUGUCUUGGCGUCUUCUAUGGUCACAGCAACUUCAUCUACAGCAUCGUCCUCUUGCCCGACAAAAGCGGUUUCGUCACUUCAGCAGAGGACUCGUCAGUCAGGGUGUGGAACUCGGAUGGAGAAUGUCAGCAAGUGAUUCAGUUCCAGUGCCAGAGCAUUUGGGCCGUGACUGCCCUUCCAAAUGGCGAUGUGGCCACUGGCUGCAGUGACAGUGUUGUCCGGGUUUUCAGCAAAGACCCUGCUAGACAAGCUGAUUCCGAUGAGCUGGCUAAGUUUGACGAAGAGGUGGCCAACUUCGGAAAGAGCAAAAACGAUGAUCUUGGUGAAAUCAAAGUCAACGAUCUUCCUACUAUGGCUGCUCUUUUGGCACCUGGAAGCAGAGAUGGACAGACAAAAUUGAUUAGGGAAGGCGGGGAGGUUAUUUGCUACAGUUGGUCUGCAGAGCAAAACCAGUGGAUUAAAAUUGGACCCGUCGUCGGAGCAAAAAAGCCAACUGAGGGGCGCAGCAUGUUUGAAGGACAGGAAUAUGACUUUGUGUUCAGUGUGGACGUGGAAGAGGGAAAACCGCCACUGAACCUGCCCUUCAACAAAACAGACGACCCUUACACAGCUGCCCAAGCAUUCAUCCACAAGCACAACCUGAGCCAGUACUACUUGGAUACUAUUGCCACCUUUAUCAUCAAAAACGCGGGCAUGGAAAAUUUGGCACCCGCGCCUCAGGGAACAUUCAUUGACCCCUUCACAGGUGGCAAUCGUUACGUCCCAAAUUCUUCAACUGCGACUGGACCUACCUCUGCCAAUCCAGACCCUUUCACAGGUGGAAGCAGCUACACAAGCGCUGCUGCAAAGAAAGAGGUUGCAGACACGGCUGCAGCUCCAACCUCUCAAGUUCAAUACCAUUUGUUUGAACAGGGAAAAGUCGAAGUCAUAGCUAACAAAAUUCUUGAGUUCAACCAAGCGAGUGCUGUGCCGUACAAUGAUGAAAAAAUCAACAAAGUAGUCGCCCUCCACAAUCCUACUGUAUCAGCAGAUGAGGAUUCAAUCAGAAGUCUUCAGCUGCUCCUUACGUGGGAUAAAGAAAAACUUUUCCCAGUUCUUGAUCUUCUGCGCUUAGCCCUUCGCAACAAAGCUGUCAAUGAUUCAAUCUGCUCUGGCCCCUUUGCUGAAAUUUUCAUUGAAAAUGUUCUUCGAUCCUGCCUGACAAACCAAGCUCCAGAACUGACUCGUCUAACUGCUUUGAGAGUUGUGACAAACAUGGUUGGUCUGCCUGCGGGUGAAAAAUUGGCCCAGGACAAUGCUGAGUUCUUACUCAACUGCGCAACCCAACUGACCCUGCCCAAGGACAACCCAAAUCCCAGACAGCAAGUUGCCGUGGCCACUGUGCUUUUCAACUUUUCAGUUGCAUACCUCCGAGGACAAGCUGAUCUGCAGAAAAUUGUUUUUCCCUUGGCUCUCACCAUUUUGCCUCGUCUGUCUGACAUGGAAGCCAAGAACAGAAUGCUCAGGACGAUUUCAAAUUUCCUCAGCAAAUCAAACCCAGCCAUGUUUUCUCAGGCUGCUGAUAAGAAAUUGGCGGAUGAACUUGCAAUUUUGAUUGCAGAACCAAAAACAUCGGAAGUCGCAAGUCAUUUGCUUUCUAUUUUGCCUUAAUAUUUUAGUUUUCACGCAAAGUCUCAAGGUUAUUUGGUGAUAUAAAGAAUGAAAAAUAAAUUAUGAACUCAAUACUUGUCGCA
Molecule: messenger RNA, 2578 nt
Organism: Neocloeon triangulifer
Lineage: Eukaryota; Metazoa; Arthropoda; Insecta; Ephemeroptera; Baetidae
Gene: Plap
Product: phospholipase A-2-activating protein
Exons: 10
Coding region: 192-2495 (767 amino acids)
Biological process (GO): proteasome-mediated ubiquitin-dependent protein catabolic process; ubiquitin recycling
Cellular component (GO): cytoplasm; nucleus
Molecular function (GO): ubiquitin binding
Source: RefSeq, a predicted model, not a curated record